Messenger RNA from Synchiropus splendidus (mandarinfish), 1751 nucleotides. RefSeq names its product ddb1 and cul4 associated factor 7 (gene dcaf7). The record is from RefSeq and is a predicted model, not a curated record. Gene Ontology annotation, molecular function: protein binding. The transcript is spliced from 7 exons. The coding region runs from base 211 to 1239 and encodes 342 amino acids. Gene Ontology annotation, cellular component: nucleus. Lineage: Eukaryota; Metazoa; Chordata; Actinopteri; Syngnathiformes; Callionymidae.
UCGGAGUCGCUUCGAGCUAUGCUGCUCUUUGUUAGCUAAAGUGGUCAGAUCGUCUCGUCCCAUCGGAGUCCGUUCCAUCCGAUGUUGACCGCAACUCCGCCUGCUGUCGUCUGUUCCCGCGAGCGCACGGAUUCCUCCUAGUCUUGCUGCGAAGCGGCGCGGUUGGCAGUCGGCCGUCGAGAGCGUGUUAGCGGCGCAGACAACGGCAGGAUGUCGCUCCACGGCAAGAGGAAAGAGAUCUACAAGUACGAGGCUCCAUGGACCGUUUACGCCAUGAACUGGAGCGUCCGCCCGGACAAGCGCUUCCGACUGGCCCUGGGGAGUUUUGUGGAGGAAUAUAACAACAAGGUUCAGCUGGUGGGCCUGGAGGAGGAAAGCUCAGAGUUCGUCUGCAGGAACACCUUCGACCACCCCUACCCCACCACCAAGAUCAUGUGGAUCCCUGACACCAAGGGGGUCUACCCCGACCUGCUGGCCACCAGCGGAGACUACCUGCGCAUCUGGAGGGUCAGCGACACAGAAACCCGUCUGGAGUGUUUACUGAACAACAACAAGAACUCCGACUUCUGUGCUCCUCUCACCUCCUUCGACUGGAAUGAAGUCGACCCCAACCUCCUCGGAACCUCCAGCAUUGACACCACUUGCACCAUCUGGGGCCUGGAGACGGGCCAGAUUGUUGGCCGGGUCAAUCUGGUGUCGGGUCACGUGAAGACGCAGCUGAUCGCUCACGACAAAGAGGUGUAUGACAUCGCCUUCAGCCGGGCCGGCGGCGGCAGAGACAUGUUUGCCUCGGUUGGCGCCGACGGUUCUGUUCGCAUGUUCGACCUGCGUCACCUGGAGCACAGCACCAUCAUCUACGAGGACCCGCAGCACCACCCUCUGCUGCGACUCUGCUGGAACAAGCAGGACCCCAACUACCUGGCCACCAUGGCCAUGGAUGGCAUGGAGGUGGUGAUCCUGGACGUCCGCGUCCCCUGCACGCCGGUGGCCCGGCUCAACAAUCACCGCGCCUGUGUCAACGGCAUCGCCUGGGCUCCUCACUCCUCCUGUCACAUCUGCACAGCAGCCGACGACCACCAGGCCCUGAUCUGGGACAUCCAGCAAAUGCCCCGGGCCAUCGAGGACCCCAUCCUGGCCUACACCGCUGAGGGAGAGAUCAACAACGUGCAGUGGGCGUCCACGCAGCCCGACUGGAUCGCCAUCUGCUACAAUAACUGUCUGGAGAUCCUGCGUGUCUGAGCGCUGCACUGACUUGAGUUGGACUCGGCAGCGUCCCCGGACUUCCACCACAAUAACCUGGUUUACAUUUGUCUUGACAGCGCUCCUCUUAUACAUGUGGUUUUGCUCUUAUUUAUUUGCUCACGCAGUAGACAAACCAGAGCUUUUUGAGACGUGGAGACAAAAGUCACCGCUAGGGUCUCGUCUUCGCGUGGACCACGUGACCGUGACAAAUACUCGACGAUACACACGGCAGCAUCUGCUCUGACCAGACUGAAGUCACCACGGUGGGGUCGAACAUUGUCCUCCCAGUGUCCAAACUUUUCUUACUCGUACAAGAUUGUGAUUUGACAAAGUUGUUUCUCUUUGUUAAGCUGAAGUGUGUCCGUCUUGUUUGCAGCAGUUCUUGUAGCAUGCCAUUACAAGAGCGAUGUACAUACAUAUAAAUAUAUCCACUGAAGCAAGUGUUGAUGUUGUAGCCUUUUUCAUAAAGUUUAUUAUUGAAUUUUGCUCAAAUAAAUGGUAUUCCUCCG